Rattus norvegicus (Norway rat) is the source of this 845-nucleotide messenger RNA. RefSeq names its product intercellular adhesion molecule 4, Landsteiner-Wiener blood group (gene Icam4). The record is from RefSeq and is marked validated. Gene Ontology annotation, biological process: cell adhesion; cell-cell adhesion; signal transduction. The transcript has 3 exons. Bases 20 to 814 code for a protein of 264 amino acids. Gene Ontology annotation, cellular component: plasma membrane; membrane. Gene Ontology annotation, molecular function: integrin binding. Lineage: Eukaryota; Metazoa; Chordata; Mammalia; Rodentia; Muridae.
UCAGCGCGGGCUUUGUGCCAUGGAGUCUGCCCUUCUGCUCCUUUCGCUUUUGCUGGUGGCUGCCUAUUUGAGAGGUGGAAGCUCCCAGCAUGAGUGGAUGCAAAGCCCUCCCGCACCUUCCGUGACCUCAGUACCUUUCUUGGUGCGUCUUAGUCCGGAGCUGGAGGCUGUGCCUCCCGGGGGCUCAGUGUGGCUUAACUGCAGCCACAACUGCCCCCUGCCGGUGCAUUCCAGCCUGCGCACUCAACUGCGGCAGGGAAAGAUAGUCAAUGGAUCCGGCUGGGUAUCUUACCAGCUACUGGAUGUGAGGGCCUGGAAUUCCAAGGUGCGCUGCGUCGUCACUUGCGCAGGAGAAACCCGAGAGGCCACCGCCAGGAUCACUGCUUUCAAACGGCCCAGAAGUGUGAUCUUGGAGCCUCCAGUCCUAGUGGGCCACAAGUACACUCUGAGAUGCUAUGUGACACACGUGUUCCCAGUGGGGUUCUUGGUGGUGAGCCUGAGGAAAGGUGGCCGGGUGGUUUAUCAUGAAAGUCUGCAGCGCUUCACCGGCUCAGAUUUGGCUAAUGUCACGUUGACCUACGUGAUGCGGGCCGGACUCAACGACCUCUGGCAACCACUCACCUGCCACGCGCGCCUCAAUCUCGACGGGCUAGUGGUGCGCAGCAGCUCAGCACCUGUUAUGCUGACGGUCCUCGCUUUAAGCCCAGCCUCCAUAUCCUUGGCCUCUAUCUCCAUCGCAACCCUGGUGGGGAUCUUCCUGGCUGUGGGGGCUGUCUACGUGCGCAAGUACCUGGCCGUGCAGACUCAAUUAUAGAUCGGUUUUCGAUGCCUGACAAGAGGGAGAG